Molecule: messenger RNA, 737 nt
Organism: Dendronephthya gigantea
Lineage: Eukaryota; Metazoa; Cnidaria; Anthozoa; Malacalcyonacea; Nephtheidae
Exons: 2
Coding region: 1-603 (200 amino acids)
Source: RefSeq, a predicted model, not a curated record
AUGUCGUCAGUCUCAGGUUGUUCUGGUGGUGGGUGGACGAUGGUAAUGAAAAUUGAUGGAAGCAAGAGUACCUUUGGAUACAGUUCUGGUUAUUGGUCGUCCAAGACCACUUACAAUGACAAUGACUAUGGAAGAAACGGAGGUUUUGACAAGCGAGAGUUCAAAGGAUCAGCAUAUUGGAAAACGUCAUUCAAUGAAAUUUGUGUCGCGAUGAAACAUGGUAGUCAACUAAGAGCCAUCUCUUUCUCGUACCCAGCAUCGUCCUUGUAUGAUCUGAUCGCUGACGGCAGGUAUCGUGAAACUCACGUCGGUCGUUCACAAUGGAAACAGCUCAUCCAAGGAUCAUCUUUACAGCAUAAUUGCAAUAAAGAAGGAUUUAACGUGAACCCUUCCAAUUAUGAUGGAAUACUUCGGUUUGGCAUCCUUGGAAACGAGCAAAAUGAGUGCAACUCUCCCGACUCUUUCCUAGGCCUGGGUGCUGAUGAGCAGUUUAGGUAUUGCCUCCCUGGACCUUCUCGUAACGCCGCUGGCAAUGUUGGUACGUGUUUAUCAGACAACGGAGACAAGAAUAUUAAAGCAAUGGGAUACAUACUGGUCCGUUAACUGAACAAACACAUCUUGGAUUUUAUUACUUUCCUUUCAGUGUCAAAGCCAAUUAACUGAUGUUCUUAUUAUCACUAGUAUAUAGAUUUAAAAGGUUGUAACUUUGCUUAUUAUCACUAGUAUAUAGAUUUAAA